CUCACUGGGUUUGAGAAUGUGUUUGCUAUCUGCCAGCUGAUUUCUGCUUUGGCAUUCUGAGCAGCAGGUAGAGAGAAGCAGACAAAAUGCUCUGUUUUUAAGGUAUUUUGAGCGGAAUUUCAAUUUAAGAGACCAAGAAGAAAACCAAGGAAAUUUGAGCUUGAGGAAGUAAGGGAGUGCCUUACAAAAAUGUUGAGAGACAGUGAAGCUAGAGGAAGCGAAGGCAGAGGCAACCAUUAAGGGAUGUUUUAACCACAUCCUUGCCUCAGUCAAAAUUUUUUUUUUAAAAUAAGCUGUGAGAGUUUCCCUCCAUCUUGUUGAACUCAAAGAGAGUCAUCAGCAGAAGCAAAAGCAACAGGACCGGGGGGAGAUGGCCUUCAGUCCCUGGCAGAUGCUAUCCCCCGUCCACUGGGCCAAAUGGACCUGGUCAGCGGUCCGAGGAGGGGGUGAGGGGGGUGAGGAAGAGGCGGAGGAGGAGGAAGAGAAGUCUCUGAGCUGCAGCUCGGACUCAGAGGGUAACUUUGAGACCCCUGAGGCAGAGACGCCUGUACACGCCCCCCUGAAAGACAUCUCGGAGGAGCCCCUUGAUAAUUCACCAUCCAAGAGAGCAGAAUUGCUGGAAAAUGAACAACUGAUCUCCAAAACGAUCGAACAUCCGAAUCGUUACCGGGAUAAAAACUCGAACCAGCAUGAGAUCACCAGCACCUGCUCUGUGGCAGAAAAGAACAAUCUAGACCAACUAAAUAAUGAGGUGGUGAAGCAAUUAGCCAACCUUCAAAUAUCAGAAGAGGCAACACAGAAGGCACCAACAGGACAACCUACUUUGGGGGAAGGCCAGACCUUGCCAUCAGAUGCCUUAGACACAAGCCAGGAGGCUCUGUCUGAAGAACAGAUGGUGGUCACCACAGAAGAAGUCGCUGAGCCCCAGACUGCCAGUGAAUCUGCACCCGUGAAGGGCAAACCCAAAAAGAACCGACCUUCGUCCCUCAAAAUGAUGGCGGACCAUCAAGAACCAGAAGAAGAUGAGAUCCCUGUUCCAAAAGUGGCCUACAACUUCAACCCAGAUGAAUACAAUGAUAACGUCAACCCUUUUGUCUUGGGUGGAUCCAAGUUGCAGAACUCUCCACCUGCUGCCAGCACUAUCAAGACUGACUCUGAAAUUCCUGAUGCCAAGGCUAACCUGGAGGAGACGACAGGUCCCGUCAUGAAGAUGGAGUUCGAUUUCACUGACAAUAAAGAGAAUGGGGAUGUCAAGAAGCCCAUGCCUAGAAAACUGGGCAAAAAGCUGGGGAGUAAGCUCACACCUAAAAAACAGAAACCCGUUGCCAAACCUAUUGAGCACCCAGAGAACUCAACCACCCAAAACUUAGACGAUGUCCCCAUCUCGAAAUCAUCCUAUAAUUCAGACCCCAGCAAGUGGGACGAUCCUGACUUUAACCCAUUCAACUCCAGUACAGGCUGCUCUCCCAGCCUUCCAAAGGGAUCCUAUAGCUUUAACACUGAAAGCUUUGAUGACUCCAUUGAUCCUUUUAAGCCUUCCAAGACCUUGGCUCUUGCCCCAUCUGAGGACACUCCUUUACUUGACAAGCUCACAGAAGAUCUGGAAUCCCAGAAACUUGAACUGCCCAUCAAGGCUGAGGGGAAAGCGAGAAUGUCACCAAAGAAGACCAAGUCGAGGUUAAUAACGACUUCUGAGCAAGUGAGGUUUCUCUGUUUUCUGCUUGGUGCCUGCAAAGUAAAGAAGUAUGAAAACCAGUCCCUGAUAUUGGAUAUCUGUGGUCAGGAGGAUGAGCCGGUGACGGCAGAAGCACACAGAGAGGGUCAUGCCACCGACGAAGAAAAACUGGCAUCAACCACAUCCAAUCAGAAGCAGCCACCGACCGAGGUCAAAGGGGACAACGAUGAUGAGUUUUUCGAGUGCUCCAACGCGCCUGAGUCCACCCUCGCAAAGAAACACCCGGCUGAGGGUCUGGAAAAAGCAGUAGCCAGUUCCUUGGCAGAGACGGAAUCCUGCUCACCUUACAUCGACCCGGCUGAAACAAAAAGCAAGCUGACGGGAAACGAAGGCCAAGGAAAAGGAAGCCCCGUCUUCGACACGAUCUGCAUCAAUGAGGCAGACAAAGAGGCUGUGCUGACCCUGAUCAGAGAAGAGAUCAUCUCUAAAGAAAUUGAAACCAAUGAAUGGAAGAGGAAAUACGAAGAAAGCCGACAAGAAGUGUUUGAAAUGAGGAAAAUUGUAGCAGAGUAUGAGAAAACAAUUUCACAGAUGAUAGAGGACGAGCAACGCACCGCAAUGAGCUCUCAGCAGGGCCUUCAGCAGCUCACCCUGGAGAAGGAACAAGCCAUCUCUGACCUCAACUCAGUGGAGCGCUCCCUGUCAGAACUGUUCCGCAGAUAUGAGAACAUGAAGGGAGUCCUGGAGGGGUAUAAGAAGAAUGAAGAGGUUCUAAAGAGGUGUGCCCAGGAGUACCUGGCCAGGGUGAAGCAGGAGGAGCAGCGCUACCAGACUCUCAAGAUUCACGCCGAGGAGAAACUAGACAAGGCAAAUGAAGACAUUGCUCAGGUCCGCUCCAAAGCCAAUUCGGAAGCUGCAGCCUUUCACGCCAGUCUAAGGAAAGAGCAAAUGAAGGUGGAUUCCUUGGAGAGAGCACUUCAACAGAAGAAUCAAGAAAUUGAAGAGCUCACCAAGAUCUGUGAUGAGCUCAUAGCCAAACUUGGAAGAAGUGACUGAAUCUUUUCAGUACAGUAACCCCCACCCCACCCCAACCCCCCUGCCCGUAUUGAACACUGUGCACGCAACAGCUAUUAGUACCUGCCUUACCUAGCAGAGACCACGCCCUAUAGAAUGCAUUCAGACCCUGUUAGCUGGUUAACAUCCACCUGGACUUAAAGCCAAAAACGAAGAGCGAACCCCAGCUGCAAAAUCGCUUCCACGCAGUUUCUGUCUCAUUUGAAUAUACUCCUAAAAAUGAGCAGCAGAAUUUCCUGGCAGGACUAGACCUUGAAAGAACAGCAGAACAAGCUGUAUCCCCAGUGUGAUUUCCAAGCGGGAUAGAAGCUGCGCUUUUCCAUAUAGAUGCCUGCUGCACACCAGAUCAACCAGAAAGACUAGCAAACAUGUUAAGUGGUUCACUGUAGUGGAUGCCAGUGUUCAUAUGCAAAAACUACUUUGGUUGUUUUAUUUUAUAUGCAAUUUCCCUUAUUGUCCAAGAGGGACAAAAAUGUACUCUUUUUUUUGCCUCAAACACAUGAAAGGAUAGUAUUGAAAUAAAAGAAGAAAUUUAAAAGAUGGUAUGCCAUGUAUACCGUACCACAAACCUUAUAUUUUGUGCAAUUUUAAUAGUUUUUUUUUUUUUUUUUUUUUUUUUUUUUUUUUUUUUUGGUUGCUGUAGAUAUUUAACAUACAUCACAAAUUGAAAGAAAGAAAUAGUUUAAAAAUAAUAAUAAUAACAAAGGAUGCAUGAUAACUAUGCACAUCAACAACUACAGCGAACUACCUUACAAAACAAAGUAUUUCUCCAAGUGGAAAUUUACUGGCUCUCACCCCAAUGGAGGAACUUGAAUCUCCAAGAUGACUCAGGGUACAGAUCAAGCACAGAAGCAGGGUUCUGGAAAUCUGUUUGCAAGUAUACUGCAGGGAGAAGGCAAUCUGCAUACCUUCUUUGAGCCCUGAGCUGAAUUCAGAGUGUAAGCUGGAACCAGUAUCCCAUUGAAAUCCAUGGCCCCUCUCUUAAGAGUGAAGGCUUGAUCGCAAUUGUUUACUGAAAACCCCUUUGCUGCUACAGUCUAGCUGAAAAGCAAUAGGUGUGACUUCAUGAUUUUUUUUUCUUCUAUUGCCAAUGUUUAAAUCUAUAUAAUGUAAAUAGAAGGUCGAUAUUGUAUGUGACAUGCUGUAUGUUACAGAAUUGAUUCCCUGUGCAGUUCAUGGAAUAUAGCAGUGGUACAUGAUCAGUCUUUUUCCAAUGUGGAGUGCCUGUUUGGUGUUGGUUUUUACCAGUUCCUCUUUGGAUGGGGAAGUGAGCAGUGAUUUGCUUCUAUUCUAAAGUGGCAAAGUGAAAAAACUGGAUGUCAAUUUUUAUAUUGAAUUUCAACAAAGUUUAAUAGAUUUAAAAAGUAAGUGUGCAGUUUCUGAAGAAUGCAUGCAUACAUUUUAAACAUAACCAACUCAAACUUUUAAAAGGAACCAUGCAAAUAAUUCUGGUUCCAUUUGACUGUCGUUCGCAGACCAGUGAACUAAAUUCAAUUAGAGUUCCAAUCAAAUAAACAAGCUCUCCAGGUGCAUGGCAAAGCUGAACCUUCCUUAAGUACGAGUCAGGAGUUGCAUUCAUUUGCUUGUAAGAUAUGUUGCCUGUUCCACUGUUAAAGGCAGGCUUAUUAUUGUAUUCACAGUGGAGGCUUGUCUCUUUGGUGCUCACACAGUGAAGAGCUCUUAACGUUAACCAUUUAAACUGCAGCACAGAUACGGCCACCUGCAAGGUACGAAAGCUGUUGAUCAUACACCUAAGGUUUUGUGAUUAUUUAUAUAGAACAUUUACAACAGGAAGAAAAUGAUCUAUCCUUUCUGGCUUUUUACUUAUACAAUAUCAGGACUGAGUUGCGCUUUGUAGAUUUUUUCCCUUCGCAAGGCCGUAGUUAAGUACCACGCAGGUUGAAGCCCAUCAGAACAGGACACAGCAUACUCUUUACAUACAUCUACGAAACAGUAUGAAAAAAAAAAGUGCAGAUCUAGUUAAGACUCAUCUCUUCAGAUGUAUAUAAGAAAACACCUUUUAGAUCAAACCAUGCUGAGGAAAAGUAUGAAUAAAUAUCUGUGUAUUUAACUAUAGUAAUUAAAUGAAAGUGAACAAAUAUACAACAUUUUAUUUCUUCACCACUAAUAAGCAACACACAGUGUAUGUAUAUAAAAUGUUAAACUUUUUCAAAACAUUUAAUGAAAAAAUGACUCUAGGAAGCUAAGUAACAGCAACACCAAGAUAAUACAGUUCCUCAUAAGACUUUACGCGAGUAUUCGAGAUUUUAAAAAAAUGCAUUUUAGAAAGUUGCUUAUUGACAAAGUUCCCAUACAGUGAUGAAAUAUCGUAGGGGGUUUUAUGUGAAAUGUUAACUGUAUAAUAAAAACACCAUUUUGGGAAACCCCUUUUAAAAAGAAGGGGCAGGAAGAAUUUAUUUUGCAAACAAUCCAAGUUGGACUUUGUCGUGGAUUUCAGUAACUUCUUCAGGUCGAUAGGGGUUCUGUUGAUAAACUGGGUUUUAUUUGAAACGUUAAACUGUGGGAGAAUGUGUCGGAGACACAGAGGAGUUCUAUUUCAUUGUGAAUUUGAAGAGGAUUGUGGGACUCUGCAGCUUGAAGCUCCAUCCUUCACACGGCCCCGCUGUGUAUAUUUGUCAGGUGGUUUGGUUUGUGCCAGGGAGGGAUGAGAAACACAGUUCAGCUACAGGAGUGUAUGCUAACUCUACCAGCAUAUUGGAUAAAUAAUCCUGUUAUAAACUCCAUUCUCCUGACUGUGCCAUUGCUAUUGCUAUCAAGUGCCAACAGACAUUGCUGUAUAUUUAUGCCAAAUGUAAAUGGUAUGGUUCAUAAGUCUUAUUUAACAAAGAGAAGCAACUAAUCAGUCUUUUGAGAUAUAUUAUUUUGUAUUAUUUCUAUCCACUGCUGCCAUAUCUCUGCGUAUGUUUUAAGUGCAAACUUCUCCCCCUUUUUUAAUGCCAUACAUAUUUGUAAAGUUAAACUUACACAGAUGUAAUGAAAUUAUAAUGUUUACUAAUAUAUAUAUUUUUUUCUCAUAUCUCAUUGCCUGAAUAAAACGAUCACGAUCAUCACUGUC
Polyodon spathula (Mississippi paddlefish) is the source of this 5825-nucleotide messenger RNA. Its product is annotated as transforming acidic coiled-coil-containing protein 1-like. Gene Ontology annotation, biological process: cerebral cortex development; cell population proliferation; mitotic spindle organization. The transcript has 14 exons. NCBI's taxonomy places the organism in Eukaryota, Metazoa, Chordata, Actinopteri, Acipenseriformes, Polyodontidae. Bases 371 to 2731 code for a protein of 786 amino acids. Gene Ontology annotation, cellular component: cytoplasm. The record is from RefSeq and is a predicted model, not a curated record.